AUGAUUCUCCACCACAGUGCGCCGUUGCCGAGGAUGGUGACGUUGCCAGGCUGCACGCUGCACAUCGCGGUUGAUGCGGAUCUGUCCGUCAACUUUGACCGUCUCCUCUGCCCACCACACGCAGGCUCCAACUGCGUUGGUGUGUCCUCCGUGGCCCCGUCGGUGGCGCAUGCAACGUUGUUUUCGAACCUUCCGCCCCGCACACAGGUGCGGGGCGUGCGCCAGGUGAACGCUGUCUCGCAGACGGUGGUGCUGCGUUUAGCGUCCAGCGCCUCCAGCGCCGACAGCAAUGGUGCAGUCACGCCUGCUUCGACUUCAGCGUUGACAAGAAAUACGUACGUGGUGGUGGUGCUGGAUGCGCAGCAGGUGCCACAGAUGCUGUCGGCCGCGACGGCGCGCCGGUGCCCACCGCACUUGAGUGGUGCAGGGCCACUUGGCUGGUACCUCGACGCCGUCAUGGCAGGGUUGCAGCAGGCGAAGGAGGCAGAGGAGAACGAGGUAUGUCGCAGUGGCGCCGUAUCCGCGUUGACGGACAAGGACGUGAACAGCUCACGCACGGACCAGCCUAGCACCACGACGCGUACGCUCCUAGCGCGCCGCCGCGGCACCGACGGCGAUGUCGUGCACCUGUCGCUCAUUGUUGUGCCGAACGCCACAGUUGCGUUGAGUGGGCUGAACAGCACGAACGUGAAUGUGACAGGGGCUGAGGCCGCCGCUCUCUUCAGCGCUGCCGUCGCGUGGAGCGCUACACGACGAGUGAUAAUGGAGGUCGGCGAUGUGGAGGAGCCGCUCGCUGAUCGCAACGCUUGCAGCGCGGCGGCAAGAAGGUCACACGCUGUUCCGGUGGAAUUAGACUUGUGCGCCACCGCUGCCCACGUCCAGCAGGCGGCGCAGAUGAUUGCCGCACUGGGUAACAAGCUGCUCAAGGCGUGGCCCACCUCUGCGACGGCUGUCGGUUCUACGUCCCUGUUCGCCAGUGAUUCAGCAGAGGCAAGCAUCGCUGAUGCCGCUGACGUGCGGCGUGACACACAGCGCAAGGUCAUCCCAAGCGACUUUCACGCUCUGUACACCAGCAUGCUCACAGAGGUGUCCUCCUUCUCGGAGCGCAAGACGAUGGCGGCGUUGACAGCCUUCCCCACCAUGUGCCACCUCUUGGAAUACGUAGACAGUAUCGCGGGGUCCGCACCAGGUGCCCAAGAUGGCAGCGGCAGCGGCGGCGACGGCGACAGCGAUGUGGCCGUGCACGUUCCGGGUGCAGUUUACAGCAUCAACUAUGGUGAGCAUCGCUCAUGGAACGUGCUGAAUAGUGCCAUCAUCGAGGCCCUCGUGACGGAGUACGAGCGCUAG
This is a messenger RNA of Leishmania major strain Friedlin, 1347 nucleotides long. RefSeq lists its product as hypothetical. Bases 1 to 1347 code for a protein of 448 amino acids. The record is from RefSeq and is a predicted model, not a curated record. NCBI's taxonomy places the organism in Eukaryota, Euglenozoa, Kinetoplastea, Trypanosomatida, Trypanosomatidae. The transcript has a single exon.